Molecule: messenger RNA, 867 nt
Organism: Vicia faba (fava bean)
Lineage: Eukaryota; Viridiplantae; Streptophyta; Magnoliopsida; Fabales; Fabaceae
Source: the annotation of a GenBank genome assembly
AUGGAGCAUUCAACAGAAUCUUGUUCAAAGAAAUCAAAGGGUUUGAACAUUGGAGAAUACCAAAUUGAGGGUUUAUCCAUUGGAGGCCAUGAAACUUGCAUCAUUGUUCCCAACUUUAACGUAGCUUUCGAUAUUGGUCGUUGCCCACCUCGUGCUGUUUCUCAAGAUUUUCUCUUAAUCUCCCAUGCUCACAUGGAUCACAUUGGAGGGUUACCAAUGUAUGUUGCCACGCGUGGUUUAUACCGAAUGAAGCCGCCAACGAUUAUUGUACCGAAUUCGGUGAAAGAGGAUGUAGAGAAACUCUUUGAGAUUCACAGGAAAAUGGACCAAUCUGAGCUUAAGCAUAUUCUCAUAGGCUUGGAUGUAGGAGAAGAAUUUUCUCUGAGAAACAAUCUUAAAGUUAAGGCUUUUCGGACUUAUCAUGUAAUACCCAGCCAGGGUUAUAUACUUUACUCUGUAAGAAAUAAACUUAAACCCGAGUUUAUUGGUCUUUCUGGAAAUGAAAUUAAGAAUUUGAAGUCAUCUGGUAUGGAGAUAACAAACACUUUGGCAGAACCCGAGAUUGCUUUCACAGGAGACACCACAUCUGAUUUCAUAAUUGACGAAAAUAACACUGAUGUCUUGCGGGCUAAGCUUCUUGUGUUGGAGUGCACUUUUCUUAACAAUUCAAUGACUGUGGAACAUGCCAGGGAUUAUGGACACACUCAUUUGUCUGAGAUAAUAAACUAUGCCGAUAGGUUACGGAACAAAGCAGUCCUUUUGAUUCACUUUUCAGCUCGUUAUACAGUAGAGGAAAUUCAACAAGCGGUAAGUGCAUUGCCACCAUCGUUAGCUGGUCGGACUUCUGCGCUCACCGAAGGUUUUUAA